This is a messenger RNA of Chondrus crispus (carragheen), 1488 nucleotides long. RefSeq names its product PAP2-like haloperoxidase. The coding region runs from base 1 to 1488 and encodes 495 amino acids. Lineage: Eukaryota; Rhodophyta; Florideophyceae; Gigartinales; Gigartinaceae. The transcript is spliced from 2 exons. Gene Ontology annotation, molecular function: peroxidase activity. The record is from RefSeq and is a predicted model, not a curated record.
AUGAAAUGCAAAGUCUCACUCUUCCUUUCUCUCCUGCUCUUGAGCACGGCCUUCACGGGCGCGGCUGGCCAAAACACCACCGCGACAGCCCCGACCUUGGCUGAAGUUCUCACCAUCAGUGCCGCCCCAACCAACGAGGCUGUCCGCGCCUUGUUCCCCCCUUCCAUCCUCUUUGCCCAGACCCCGAUCGCCGUCCGCUAUUCCCUCUUCACCUUUGUCGGUGAGUAUGAAGCCGCGGCGGCCUGUGACCCGGUCGCCCUAUCCUUCCUCGGCACCAAGGACCCCAUCCCACCACGCCUUUGCACGCCGGACAACGCCGCCAUCAUCCAGUCCUACAUCUCGCUGCACCUAGUUUCGUCAGAGUUCCCGGUCGAGGGGCGCAGAUACGCCGCCUUCCUCGCCCGCGUCGGUCUGCAGCCAUUCAGCAUGUCAACGGACGAAACUACCGCCGAGGGCUGGGCCCGGCGCUCUGCGCAGCGGCUGGAGGCGCACUUCAAGAGCGACGGGUGGAAUUCGCUCGGCGACGCCACCCGCGCCGACUUCCGCAACCCCUUCGAGGACUCGAUCAACUACCGCCCGCGCAACCCCGCGCACCUGUCGCCGGACGCACUGCGCUUCCCGCUCCGCUGGCAGCCGCUGCCCUUCUCCGUGGACGGGCGGGGCAACUACGCCCACCAGCGGCACGUGACGCCGCACCUGUCGCGGCGCGUGGCGCCUCUCGGGCUAUCGCGGCGUGCCUUCCGCGCGGCGCGCGUGGAGGGCCCGUACGCGACGCCCGACCGGCGCGGCUCGCUGUCGCGCGGCGACGAGCGGGUGGCGCGGGCUCUGCUGCGCGACAUGCUGGCGGCCACGCGCGGGCUGAGCGAGGAGCAGCGGGCCGUAAUCGCGUUCUGGGACAACAAGUUCUUCUCGCUGGCGUCGUUCGCGUUCUUCUACGCGCGGGNNCUGGCGUGGAAGGAGAAGGUGCGGCACGACCUGGUGCGGCCGGCGACGCUGGUGCGGCGGCUGCUGCGCGGCGGGCGCGUGCGCGCGUGGCGCGGGGCGGGGCGCGGGGAGGGCGGCGUGCGCGCCGAGGAGUGGCAGGCGGCGAUUCCGGUGCAGCCGCACUCCGAGUUCCCGUCGGCCAGCGCGGUGCUGUGCACGGCGGUGCUCGAGCACCUGCAGGAGGUGCUGGGCGAGGUGGUCGGCGGCAACACGACGAUGGUGCCGUACGAGGUGACGGUGACGCCAGGGGUCAACCCGCUCAACCCUGCGCGCGUGGUGGUGGGGAUCCGGUUCGACUCGCUGGGCGAGGCCGCGCGCAGCUGCGGGGUGUCGAGGCUGUGGGCGGGGCUGCACUUCAGACCGGCCGUGGAGGCCGGGUUCACGCUCGGCAAGGGCACCGGGCGCGCGGCGUACCUGCACCUCAAGGACCUGGCCGAGGGGAGGGUGCCCAAGAACUGCGCGCGGUGCGUGGGACGUGGAGGGGCGACAAGUAGCGACGAGUAG